ACUUGGGGCUACGAUAUCGGCUUGAUAUAUUUAAACGAACCACUAGACAUCAAUGGAAGAGACGUUCGUGCUGUAGAAAUCCCAAACACGGCAAACCUUCCAGCGGAAUCAUCUACUUUAACGUUCGUGGGCUUUGGUCAAACCUGUGAUAAAACAAACUUCUGUGAACGUAAACCAAAUUUGGUUCAUUUAAAUGUGGAAAGGAAGCAGAGAUGGCAGCGUAGAUACGGGCAUUUUGGAGGAGAUUUUUUGGAUCGAACGUUUGGUGCUCUGAAUGAGAAGGGACAGAGAACGUAUCGGGGUGACAGCGGUGGUGGGCUCAUCCUGUUUACCGGCAAUCAACAGACAGUCGUCGGCAUUGCUUCCGGCAGUCCAAAAAAGGAGAAGGUCCAGUCUCCGGCAAUCAUCGUCCGCGUAGCCUCACACCUUCAGUGGAUACAUGAAAUAAUUCGCAGAGUGAUUCCCAAGGGACAAAUAUCCAAAGCA
This is a messenger RNA of Opisthorchis viverrini, 486 nucleotides long. RefSeq lists its product as hypothetical. Gene Ontology annotation, molecular function: serine-type endopeptidase activity. The annotation marks the transcript as partial. Gene Ontology annotation, biological process: proteolysis. The record is from RefSeq and is a predicted model, not a curated record. The transcript has 2 exons. Lineage: Eukaryota; Metazoa; Platyhelminthes; Trematoda; Opisthorchiida; Opisthorchiidae.